Messenger RNA from Rhododendron vialii, 1836 nucleotides. RefSeq lists its product as uncharacterized. The record is from RefSeq and is a predicted model, not a curated record. NCBI's taxonomy places the organism in Eukaryota, Viridiplantae, Streptophyta, Magnoliopsida, Ericales, Ericaceae. The transcript is spliced from 4 exons. Gene Ontology annotation, molecular function: zinc ion binding. The coding region runs from base 1 to 1836 and encodes 611 amino acids.
AUGUUGGGUCUGUUGGACUUUGUGGUGGUAGUAGUGGCAGUUAUUGUAGUAGUUUCACCAGUUCAAAAGGGAAAGGGUCAGCUGUUAGUUGUUUUGGUGGUGUUCUGGCUAAUGGAGUUAGUGGAAGUAGUGGAAGCAGUGGUGGUUUGUGUACUGAUGUUGGAAGUUGCAGCAGUUCAAAAGGGAAAGGAAGUUAACCAGAAGUUUGAGGGUGGUGCAGUUGAGUUUCGUGAUAAAUUGGCAAAGUUUGCAAUAUUUUAUGGUUUUGAGUAUAGUUUUGCAAAGAAUGAAAAGGAUAGGGUGACUGCAUUUUGUAAGGAUACAGAUUGUAAGUGGAGAGUGCAUGUGAGGUUGGACAAGGUCAGUGAUUAUUUUUAUAUACGUAGUUUUGAUAAUGUCCACUCGUGUGGUGCUUCUGUCCUUACCACAAAGCAUUUGCGGGCUUCAUCCAGUAUGAUUGGAAGAUUAAUGAGUGCUGAUAUUCGAACGACACUGCAGAAACGUCCGGUCGAUGUAGUUACUUCACUGAAUGGUUUGUAUUGUGUUGAUGUUCCAUAUAAACGAGCUUGGAAGGGUGUUGACAAGGGGAGGUCUGAAGCCUUUGGAGAUUAUGAUGCAUCAUUUGAUGAACUACGGUGGUAUCGUGAGGCUGUUAGGAAUUCUGAUCCUAAAAGCGUGUUUGAAAUAGAGGUAGACAAUGAGACGAAUCGAUUUCAGAGGUUGUUUGUCACGUUCAGUGCAUGCAUUUAUGGUUUUAAACAUUUGAGGUCCCUUUUGUUUCUUGACGGAACAUUUUUGAAGGGAAACUUCAAAGGGACAUUGCUUUCUGCGAGUGCGAAGGAUGGUGAUAAAGGGUUGUUUCCAUUGUGUAUUGGUGUGGCUGAUUCGGAGAGCAAGGAGAAUUGGUUGGGGUUUAUGAAGAAGUUGCGUAAUAUUCUGGAUGGAGAUACGAGAAGUAUUGUCUUUGUUUCUGACAGGAAUGCUGGAAUAAAAGCUGCAGUUCCUAGAGUUUUUCCUUUGGGAUUUCAUGGGUACUGUCUUUACCAUUUGAAGAACAACAUUCGUGGUCGUUUGACAGGUGGAAGGAACAAGUAUAAAGAGCAUGUGAUUGGUCUGUUUAGUUUAUGUGCAUAUACACUGAAUGAGAUGAAGUUUAAUGAAGAAAUGGCUAGGUUGAAGAAAGCUGGUGGGGAAGCAAGGAUUAGGAAUUUCCUAGCUGAUUUGCCUUACGAACAUUGGGCUAAUGUUUUUUUCCCGGGACAGCGGUAUGGCGAGAUGUGGUCUAAUUUGGCUGAAUGCUUCAAUUCUUGGAUAGAGAAGGAGCGGCAUUUACCAAUCACACAACUGGUUGAUCAAGUACGGAUUAAGCUUAUGCAACAGAUGUGUUGUAGGAAACAAACUGCAGCAAAGUGGUGUCAGGUGCUUUGUCCCACGAUGGAUGAAGCUUUGGCAAUUGCUUUUCAGGAGUCCAAGGCCUGGGAAGUAAAAUUUUCUUCACCAGAUGUGCUUGAAGUUUUAUGUGAUCCAUCUGUUAAGGUGGAUAUUGGGAGGCAUAGUUGCACUUGUACGCAGUGGCAGUUGAAUGUUGUACCUUGUGUGCAUGCAGUUUGUGCAAUUAAAAAGAGUGGGAAGUCACUGAAUGCAUGUGUUGAUCGUUACUUCCACGUGGAAUGUUAUUGGGAGGCAUAUUCUAGACCUAUUAUGCCUGUUCCUACGCUGUGGAAACCUGAAGUUGCCGAUGAUGCUGUGAUAUUACCUCCUCUUUCUAGAAAGCCACUAGGGAGAAAUAAGAAGAAGAGGAUACGAUCUUUUGGGGAGAAGAUGCCAGAAAAAUGA